Hemiscyllium ocellatum (epaulette shark) is the source of this 4723-nucleotide messenger RNA. Its product is annotated as oocyte zinc finger protein XlCOF6-like. Gene Ontology annotation, biological process: regulation of transcription by RNA polymerase II. Gene Ontology annotation, molecular function: RNA polymerase II cis-regulatory region sequence-specific DNA binding; DNA-binding transcription activator activity, RNA polymerase II-specific. Lineage: Eukaryota; Metazoa; Chordata; Chondrichthyes; Orectolobiformes; Hemiscylliidae. The record is from RefSeq and is a predicted model, not a curated record. Bases 682 to 2925 code for a protein of 747 amino acids. Gene Ontology annotation, cellular component: nucleus. The transcript is spliced from 4 exons.
CGCAUGUGCAGUGUAGGUCCCGCGGCCGGACCGAGACAGUGUGACUGAGUGUGGGAGAGGAAUGGCGCCGGCGGCUGAAGGAACAAGAACAGAAACCGCUGGAAAAGCUGAGCAGGUCCGGCAGCUCGUGUUGAGAGAAAUGUGAGGACGUGUUUCGGGUCCGGGGAUCCUUCUUCAGAACAGGACCAGGUUUCAGAAACAUCCCGGGGAGGUCGCCAGGCCCGAGCGCCAAGACCUGGCUCCUGCCCCCGGGGAGAGGAGACAGUGAGACAGGAGUAUUAGAAGAUCUGAAGAUGGAAAUUUCAAAAUCGACAGAUGAAGGCCUGAUGCCCGAAGCAUUGACGCUUCUGCUCCUUGGAUGCUGCCUGACCUACAGUGCUUUUCCAGCAUCACACUUUUGAACUCUUAACUCUCCAGUAACUGCAAUCCUCACUUUCACAUCAAUGUCUGACAGUGACACUGGGACAUCGGGACAGCAACGAUUUUUGACUGUGAUUCUGUGAGAGGAGCAAAGCAUUUGCUUCCUGCCCAAGUACAUUUUCAGAAUCUGUGGUACUGGAUGAGAGACCCUACGUUGCAGCGCAGUGAGAGUGGAGCCUGAAACAGUUAUACGGCCUGGAAAGACAAAUUCACGGCAGGGUGGGGCUGUACCCACGUUUGUGUGCGGCUGAAGUUUCGGCCAUGGAGAAACCUGAGGAAUCCCGCUCUGUGAAGAAACCGUGGAAGUGUGGCGACUGUGGGAAAGGCUUCUGUGCCCCGUCUGCUCUGGAGACUCAUCGGCGCAGUCACACCGGUGAGAGGCCCUUCAGCUGCCCCGAGUGCAGGAAGGGCUUUACCCAGGCAUCCGCCCUGCUGACCCACCGGCGGAUCCACACGCGGGAGAGGCCUUUCAGCUGCCCUGAGUGUGGGAAGGUCUUCAGCAAUUCCUUUGCCCUGCUGAGGCACCAGCGAAUCCACAAGGGGGAGAGGCCACUCUCCUGCCCCGAGUGCGGGAAGGCCUUCAGUGAUUCCUCCCACCUUCUGACACACCGGCGGGUCCGCACAGGGGAAAGGCCCUUCAGUUGCUCUGAGUGCAAGAAGGCCUUUACCCAGGCCUCUGCCCUGCUGAUCCACCAGCGGCUCCACACAGGGGAGCGGCCCUUCAGCUGCCCAGAGUGCGGUAAAGGCUUCAGCGAUUCCUCCACCCUGCAGACCCACCAGCGGGUCCACACGGGGGAGAGGCCCUUCAGCUGUUGUGAAUGUGGGAAGUGCUUUACCCAGGCCUCUGCCCGGCUGAGACACCAGCGGUCCCACACUGGGGAGAGGCCCUUCAGGUGCCCCGAGUGCGGGAAGGGCUUUGCCCGGGCCUCCAACCUCCAGACCCACCAGCGGAUCCACACGGGGGAGAGGCCCUUUAGUUGUCCCGAGUGCGGGAAGUGCUUUACCCAGGCCAUCACACUUCAGAAACACCAGCAGGUCCACAUGGGGGGGAGGCCCUUCGAUUGCCCCAGGUGCAGUAAGGUGUUCACCUGCUCCUCCCACCUGCAGAGGCACCAGCAAGUUCACGUACCAUCGCAGGGGCAUGGAUUCCUGACUCAGACCCCUCCACUCGAUAUCCACCUCCACAAAGUGGAACCGGGAGACUGGGUUUUGAUAAAAUCCUGGAAACCGAAGAAACUCCAAUCACUCUGGGAGGGACCGUUUCAGGUGUUACUCACCACCGAAGUUGCCAUACGAACAAAAGAAAAAGGGUGGACUCACGCCGCCAGACUAAAAGGCCCGGUGUCGCCGCCCAAAGAGGACUCUUGGUCGUGUGAGGCCGGUGAUGGACUGUUGGUGCUUAAAGUAUCGUCUUCACCUGAACCACAGGGGCACGUGCCUGAGCCAGUUUGCCCACUGUGGGGAAAGGAAGUCUCAGGAGGCAUUCCGCACGCCAUGGAGAAACCGUGGAAGUGUGGGGAUUGCGGGAAAGGAUUCCGCUCCCCCUCCGUGCUGGAGAUCCACUGCCGUGUCCACACUGGGGAGAGGCCGUUCAGCUGCUCCGAGUGCGGGAAGGGCUUCACCCAAUCGUCUAUCCUGCUGACCCACCAGCGUUUCCACACCGGGGAGCGGCCCUUCACCUGCCCCGUCUGCGGCAAGUGCUUCACCCAGUCGUCCACCCUGCUGACCCACCAGCGGGUCCACACCAGGGAGCGGCCCUUCACCUGCUCCAUCUGCGGCAAGGGCUUCACCGACUCCUCCCACCUGCUGACCCACCAGCGGGUCCACACCGGGGAGAGGCCGUUCAGCUGCUCGGUCUGCGGCAAGAGCUUUACCCAGUUGUCCAACCUGCUGCGGCACCAGCGGCUCCACACCGGGGAGCGGCCCUUCACUUGCUGCGUCUGUGGCAAGGGCUUCACCGACUCCUCCCACCUGCUGACCCACCAGCGGGUCCACACCGGGGAGAGUCCAUUCAGCUGCUCGGUCUGCGGCAAGAGCUUUACCCAGUCGUCCAACCUGCUGCAGCACCAGCAGGUCCACACCGGGGAGUGGCCCUUCACCUGCUCUGUCUGCGGCAAGGGCUUCGCCCGCUCGUCCGACCUGCUAACCCACCAGCGGGUCCACACGGGGGAGCGGCCGUUCAGCUGCUCGGUCUGCGGCAAGAGCUUCACCCGCUCGUCCACCCUGCUGCGGCACCAGCGGCUUCACACCGGGGAGCGUCCCUUCACCUGCUCCGUCUGCGGCAAGAGCUUCUCUCACUCGUCCACCCUGCUGCGGCACCAGCGGCUUCACACCGGGGAGCGGCCCUUCACCUGCUCCGUCUGCGGCAAGGGCUUCACCCAGUCGUCCCACCUGUUCUCACACCAGCAGGUCCACACCGGGGAGCGGCCCUUCACCUGCCCCGUCUGCGGGAGGGGCUUCGCUUCCUCUCAGCACCUGCUGCGGCACCAGCGGGGGCACAAGUGACGGGGCCAGCCGCUGUGAGUCACCGCCCAGGGCUGAACCCUGGGUGGGAUGGGGGAGGGUCACUGCAGUUGCUGUGCUCUCAUCCCCUUGGCAUCCAGUGGUUCUGCGAGCCUGCGACUGCGCAUUUCCUCCUGAAGUGGAGAUGUACAACACAGAAACAGACCCUUCGCUCCAACUCCUCCAUAUCCUCAACUAAUCAAGUCCCAUUUGCCAGCAAUUGGCCCUAUCCCUCCAAACCUCUCCUUACACAGAUACCCAAGUGGAUGCCUUUUAAAUGUUGCAAUUGUACCAGCCUCCACCACUUCCUCUGGCAGCUCAUUCCACACGCGCACACACCACCCUCUGUGUGAAAAAUGUUGCCCCUUAGGACCCUUUUUAAAUCUUUCCCCUCUCACCCUAAACCUAUGCCCUCUAGUUCUGGCAAAAGACUUUGUCUAUCCCUAUCCAUGCCCCUCAUGAUUUUAUAAACCUCUCUUAAAGUCAACCCUCAGCCUCCGACGUUCCAGGGAAGACAACCCCAGCCUGUUCAGCCUCUCCCUGUAGCUCAAACCCUCCAACCCUGGCAACAUCCUUGUCAAUCUUUCUGAACCCUUUCAAGUUUUGCAACAUCCUUCCGAUAGACCAGAAGUGCACAUAAUACAGAGGAACUUCGAUUAUCCAGAAUUAGAUGAACCAGCACGGUGGCUCAGUGGUUAGCGCUGCUACCUCACAGUACCAGGGACCCGGGUUUCAUUCCUGCCUCAGGCGACAGACUGUGUGGAGUUUGCACAUUCUCCCCGCGUCUGCGUGGGUUUCCUCCUAGUGCUCCGGUUCCGUCCCACAGUCCAAAGAUGUGCAGGUCAGGGUGAAUUGGCCAUGCUAAAUUGCCCGUCGUGUUAGGUACAUUAGUCAGAGGGAAAUGGGUCUGGGUGGGUUACUCUUCGGAGGGUCAGUGUGGACUGGUUGGGCCUGUUUCCACACUGUAAGGGAUCUAAUCGUCAAGCGACUGAAAUACACCCUGCAUGUGUCCUUUGGAUAAUCGAGGUUCCUGUGUAUUCCAAAAGUGGCCUAACCAACGUCCUGUCCAGACCCCAACCCCUAUACUCAGUGCUCUGACCAAUAAAGUGAUCUGCAGAAUCUGCAGGACUUGCUUAAUCCUGGGAGGUAAAUCACGUGUUUCUCCUUCUCUUGCAGGUGGAUCCAAGAUUUCACUCUCUGACCCAUGUGAGCCUCUACGCACCUCCCCUUCACUUGCUCACACUUGAUUUCCCUUACAGCAGCAUUCCCUUCAGUUCCUUUCUCCCUGACGUCUGUAUCCAGCUUCUCCUUAAAUGCCGUCCACCUCGACCUGCUACUGUGGGGGUCAUUCCCGCUGCAGACAGAGGUCUCUCCUUUGUAACCUCUUCAAAAGAUUUACCGCUGACUUCCCCCUUCAGUCUUUUCCAUUUCUGGGUCUUCCCGCUGUUGCGAAACUUGGAAGGGUUCAGAAAAGAUUGACAAGGAUGUUGCCAGGGUUGGAGGAUCUGAGCUACAGGGAGAGGCUGAACAGGCUGGGGCUGUUUUCCCUGGAGCGUCGGAGGCUGAGGGAUGACCUUAUAGAGGUUUACAAAAUUAUGACCGGCAUGGAUAGGAUAAAUAGGCAAAGUCUUUUCCCUGGGGUUGGGGAAUCCAGAACUAGAGGGCAUAGGUUUAGGAUGAGAGGGGAAGAUAUAAAAGAGACCUACAGGGCAACGUUUUAAUACAGAAGGUGGUGUGUGUAUGGAAUGAGCUGCCAGAGGAUGUGGUGGAGGCUGGUACAAUUGCAACAUUUAAGAGGCAU